UAUUUGUUGACAAGUGCCAACGCUAAAAUCCAAAGAAAAGUUAGUAUUAAUUGAGUAUUUUUUAAGUGUUUCAACUUUAACACAUUCGGAAUCGUCUUCAGGGUGUUUUUCACCAGUCAUGGGUAAAUGGUGACGGUCACCGGUAAUCACACGCAUUGUGGGUUUGCUCCUUUUCGAAGGCCCCUAACUUGCAAGGACAUUUUCACUUCCUAACUUGGUGGUUGGCUUUACUAGCACAUUUCGUAGGUUUUAGCGCGCUUUAGAUGCAUGCUGAUUCUCAUUAUGGAGCGCAGUUUCGAAUGCAGCAGCUGCUCUAAGAGUUUUCAGGGCUCGCAUGAUCUCCGCAGACAUCUGCGCACCCACAGCAACGAACGCCCGUUUGUGUGCGGUGAAUGUAACCAGGCCUUUAGGCAAGCGGGUACGCUCAAGAACCACAUAACGGCCAUUCAUUGCAAGUUAAAGGAGUUGUUCCGGUGCCAGGAAUGCGACCAGACGUUCGCCUUAAAAGAUCGCCUGCGGCUGCAUCAGCGCAAGCAUACAGGGGAGAAGCCGUAUGUCUGUGAGUUUUGCGGCAAACGCUUUGCCAGAGGCGGGCAGCGUCUCCAACACAUGCGAGUGCAUGACCGGAACAAACCGCACGCCUGCGAUAUGUGCUCAGCUCGGUUCACAUGCUCGCAAAACUUGAGCCUGCACAAAAACUCGCACUUUAACCUAAAGCCGUACGUGUGCGACUUGUGCGGCAAGGAGUUCACUAGGCGCGACGCCCUUUUCAAGCACUUGAGAAACUUUCACGAGAACAUCAAGGCGUUCCGCUGUCCCAUUUGCUUGAAGUGCUUCAAGGGUCACCUGAGGCAACAUCUGCAAACGCACAGCAAAAACAAGCCCCACAGAUGCACUCAGUGCGGAAACUCCUUCGCUCAGAGGUCCCAACUGGUCGUGCAUGCGCGAGUCCACUCCGGUGAGCGCCCCUACAGGUGCCAAAUCUGCUGGAAAGGUUUCGCGCACUCAACGGCCCUCAAACUUCACCAACGCGUCCACACUGGAGAAAAGCCCUUCGCCUGCCCGAUCUGCUGCUCUGCAUUUACUCAAAUGCCUCACUUCAAGAAGCAUAUGCUCUCCAUCCACAACUUGCAGAAGCCGUUCGCUUGCAAAUGGUGCCAGGAGCUUCACAGCACCAACAAGAGUCUUCAGGAGCACGUGGAGGCGCUUCAUCAGCCCAUCAAGUGCGAGCAGCGCGACACGCCGAUGAGCUUGAGCAAGAUGAGGCUGCUGUUGGCCAUUCUUCUCACUAAAAUCUCCACGGAGCAGCGCCUGGUCGAACUGGGCUUCAACAAGAGGUUGAUUGACGACGUCUUGGUCACCUCCAUUGUGUACUCCGGUCGUUUGCCCUGUCUCGACAAGAGUCUCAGUAUGGAGAUGAAGUUGCGCAACAACAUACGCAUUCUCCUCGAUUGGACGGUGCCUGUGGAGUACAUGGAGAAGUUCAAAUUGGAGCAAAGAUCCACGGAGGAGCUGCUGGAGGAGUUGGCCUCUUAAAGCAUUUUCACUCUGGACUCUUGGAGCUUGUACCAAAGAUUUUGCAUGGGUAUGCUACAGUGCAAUUUACACAAAUUCCUUCAGGUGAUUCUACAAUACGUUACUCUUACGCUUUUCCUAAUAAGUGCUAAUAUUAGCUGUAUCUACUUACUGUUUUUCGUUAGGUUUGUUAGUCUGGCGAUUCUGAAAUCCUACUAGCCGUAGAGAUUUUUGUAUUAUCUAAUAAAAACCCUUUCGAGGAAA
This is a messenger RNA of Dendroctonus ponderosae (mountain pine beetle), 1779 nucleotides long. RefSeq names its product zinc finger protein OZF. The transcript is spliced from 2 exons. NCBI's taxonomy places the organism in Eukaryota, Metazoa, Arthropoda, Insecta, Coleoptera, Curculionidae. The record is from RefSeq and is a predicted model, not a curated record. The coding region runs from base 268 to 1536 and encodes 422 amino acids.